Molecule: messenger RNA, 1794 nt
Organism: Somion occarium
Lineage: Eukaryota; Fungi; Basidiomycota; Agaricomycetes; Polyporales; Cerrenaceae
Source: the annotation of a GenBank genome assembly
GCGUCAUGUCUGCGUAACUUGGAUAGCAAUCCCACUCAUAUUUACCCACCCACCGCUUGUCUCGUCAACUCAAUCUCCACGCCGUAUCUCUCUACCAUCAGGCGUUGCUUUGGCCACUCUCGCGCUCGAUAGUGCCAGAGAAGGUUGCGAAAACCGACUUACAGCUCACACCUACUCUGUACACCGGUGCAUUCAAGCUUUCGAGCACUGAAGCAUGGAGAGCAACAGAGAUGAGGCAAUCAAGUGUCUAUCUAUCGCACAGAAGCAUAGGAAUGCGGGAAACCUACCAUCUGCACGGAGGUUCUGUCAAAAGUCUUUGAACUUAUUCUCUACACCAGAGGCUGUCAGGUUUCUAGAGAUCAUCGACUCAGAGGCCGAAACUUCAAGAGGCGAAGCUUCAAGUUCAUCCUCUUCUACUUCAACGUCGACCUCUACACCAAACGGGCCUUCUUCUUUCACGUCUGCAACAGAAGCGCAUCCAUCUUCGUCUGGUACCCGACAGCGUCAUACAGCUGAGAUGAACGGGAACGCCAAGCCUACUGUCAAUGGCAGUACGAAACCCUCGACCUCACGUGUGAACAGUGAGCAGAAGAAGAGGGAGUAUACACCUGAACAGGCCGCUGUGGUGAAACGGAUACGAACUUGUAAAGUAACGGAGUAUUACGAGAUCUUGUCGGUGAAGCGGGAUUGUGACGAGACGGAAAUCAAGAAGGCGUAUCGAAAGCUUGCAUUGACACUACAUCCUGACAAGAACGGGGCACCUGGUGCAGACGAAGCUUUCAAGCUGGUCUCCAAGGCAUUCCAAGUUCUAUCAGAUCCACAGAAAAGGGCGACAUACGAUCGACAUGGGUCAGAUCCAGAGUCGCGUUUCAGCGGGAUGUCAUCUCCAUCAAGCGGUCGUGCCGGACCAACAUUCGCAUCAGCAGGACCCUUUGGUGGUGGAUUUGAUGGCGAACUCAGCCCCGAGGACCUGUUCAACAUGUUCUUCGGCGGGGCAGGUCCUAUGGGAGCAGCGUCAUUCGGUGGACCAGGUGUAUUCACCACGACGUUUGGGCCUGGAGGUUUCCGUACGACACGAAUGCGUACCCACCAACAAGCACAACAACCACGACAAAACAACGCCGAACCGCGCUCGAUAUUCGUCCAACUCCUUCCUCUCUUCCUCCUCCUCGCUUUCUCUCUUCUCAAUGCUCUCCCUAGCUUAUUCUCUUCCAGUCCGACACCCGAUCCUCGAUUCUCUUUCAACCCUACACCGUUAUUUAACGUCGAACGACGAACUGAAGGGCUUGGCGUCAGAUACCAUGUCAACGCAGCAGAAUUCUCAGGGCAUCCGAUCGCUGCUGAGUUGGCUCGGAAUGAGAAGAAGUCUGGCCCAGAGUUGCGGAAGUUUGAGGGCAACAUUGAGCGGUUGUACAAGCAGCAGCUAUAUUCUCAAUGUCAAACUGGGAUGGAUAUAAAGGAGCACAAGAAAGAUAAGGAGGUUGGAUUGUUUGGGAUUGGUACUGAUUGGGAAAAGGUGAAGAAGAUCGAUCAGGAGCCUGUGCCAGCCUGCGAUGAGUUGAGGAGACUAGGAUUGCUGAAAUGAGGGGCUCUGGCGGCUUUCAUAGAUGGCGCACUUUCGCUUUGGGCGUAUGGUGGUUUAUAUCAUGUGUAUCUCUAGGACGUUGAGGAUACCUUUACCUAUUGACAUGUUUUCUAUGCUAUAUACUAUUCACAGGAUCAUGACGUUCUUUAAUGACACUUGAGUUCAUGUCAAUGCAGUCAUGAUCGAGGAUGCGAUAUUCUCGCAAUCCC